Penaeus chinensis is the source of this 1449-nucleotide messenger RNA. RefSeq names its product carbohydrate sulfotransferase 11-like. The coding region runs from base 1 to 1449 and encodes 482 amino acids. Gene Ontology annotation, cellular component: membrane. The transcript is spliced from 12 exons. Lineage: Eukaryota; Metazoa; Arthropoda; Malacostraca; Decapoda; Penaeidae. Gene Ontology annotation, molecular function: sulfotransferase activity. Gene Ontology annotation, biological process: carbohydrate biosynthetic process. The record is from RefSeq and is a predicted model, not a curated record.
AUGAAAAAAAACUCUAUGGGUGUGUCAACAUCUACACAAAUCAUAAGCAGUGGCACGCCGCCUCCGCGCCUCUUUUCCUCGCUUCCCCGUCUCUCGCCUUUGCUUUGUCUAAGCCAGAGGUCGACAGAAGCACAUGCCAAGCCAGUUUACUUCUCGGUCUUUCCUUUUUGCAAUCUCUCUAGCAUCUUCUGUGGCAAAUAUUGGCAACGAGAGAGGGUGACUGCUGCGCCGUCCGAGAAAAUGAGGAAUACCCAUCUGUUUGUGGCAACGCUUAUGGUUUUAGCACUUCUGGUAAUCUCUUCUGUCAUGCAGAUUGCAAAUCUUGACCAGAGAGGUCAAUUCCUAGUUAACCUCGAAGGAACAGAGACGAGGAGCGUCCGUCUGAGAAACCAGGUGAAAAAGGUGUGUCUUGCCCUCAACAUCAGCUCUCCCAUCUCUGACUUCCAGCUGAGCAACAUGUUGGUAGACGAGCAAACAAUGACUCUCUACUGCAGCGUUCCUAAGGUUGCCAGCACAACCAUGAAGCGAGUAUUUCUCAGACUCACAAACGCCAUCAGUAGCCAAGAAUUCGACGACUUCGAGGACAGGGACUUUGUACAUAGCCAUCCGUUACUGCAGCCGCUGUACCUGCCCAAAUAUGCCAACAAACGGUCGAACAUACUAGCCUCGUACAGAAAAUUACUUUACGUUCGAAACCCACUAGCAAGAGUAGUUUCCACGUAUCGGGACAAGGUGGAGAGAUACACCGGCCAAGAGAGAGUCAACUUCCCCCAAUACUUGGCUGCAAAAUUGAAAGAGAAGUUCGGUCUUUCCUUGAGACAUAACGGGAACGAGGAAGACCUUGUCACCUUCAGAAAUUUCGUGAAACUCAUCGUCGCUCAGGAUGACCAUGAGGCGAUGAUCAUGGACCCUCAUUGGCGCUCCAUUCAUGAGACGUGCAACCCGUGCGCCAUCCCCUACGACUUCAUUGGCCAGUUCGAGCGCCUCCCCGAGGACGAGCCCUUCCUCCUGCGCUGGCUGGGUCCCGACCGUGCGCUCCCCCGCCUCCCCACUGACAAGUACCGCAACGGCGCCGCGCAAGUUACUCGCUGCUACUUCUCCAACCUUGACGCUGCGCUCAAGCUCUCUUUCUUUGCAAAAUAUUUUCUCGAUUAUGUUAGUUUUGAUUAUGAAUUUUGCCUCUCCUGCCUAACGGGAGAUUUGAAUUUGGGCUCCUCUGUACGGAUGGUACCUGGCCUUGAGCUAAGAGUAUACCUUACAGCCGAGGCCUACACGAACAACGAAUCGACAAAAACACCACUGUCCGACAUCAUGACAAGAGGAGCGCCUUCGUUGUUCGCGUCGACACGACAUCCCAAGUGUUCCAAGGCCUUCAUCUUGAAACAAGGCCUCCACGACCUGGUCUACUCUAUGGACUCCCCAAAGUUCAUAAACCUAACAUUCCUCUAA